AUGAUUUUUCUGAUUCCUACUCACUCACUUUCCCUCUUCCUUAAUGUCGUGCCUGCUGUUGCCCUUCUCCUGAUGCAGCUUGAGGGAGGGGGCAAACACGUUAUUGGGUUGCAAGCCCCCUCUCGUAGUGUUGUCUCCUUCUAUCGGUCUCUCUCCCUGUCUGUCGUUAGCGUAGUGAUGGAACAGUGUGUUGCCCUUGUAGAUUACGAGGCAAGUGAUCCUGACGAGAUUAGUUUCCGGCGUGGCGACGUCAUUGCGGUGACGGCCAAGGGAAGCAUCUCUGGCUUUUGGGAGGGGUUUGUGGUUGCGCCGGGCCGUGGGCAGGGGACGGCGAAGGAGUCCCGCGGCCUUUUCCCCAACUGCUUUGUCACGUCUAACCUGUGUCCGCGGGAGAUGCCCACCUUCUGCGACAGGGCUCUCUGUCUGUACGACUACACGGCGAGGGAUGCGUCCGAGAUGGAAUUACGAGAGGGAGAUCUUCUCCGACUGGUUCGCCCCAGCGCGUCGCUCGGGUGGUGGUUUGGCGUCAAGGAAAGCGAGGCGGAGCGCACAGGGAGCGAAGUUGCCUCCGCGGGUAGAAUCCCGGUGGAACCGCGCCUGUUGCCGAGCAACUUUGUGACGUGCGACAUUGUUCGCGCCUCCCAUUCCUUUGAGGCGCGGCAGAAGCACGAGUUGUGGUUUGAGGUCGGCGACGUUAUUCAGGUGCAUCGCAGGUGGAAUGAUGGGUGGUGGGAGGGGACGCUGCGGGGUCGUCGAGGUGUAUUCCCGAGCAACUACACCGUUCCCAACGUGGCCACCACCACCCCUCCCUUCUUUUGCAACACCUGCAAGACCGUGCUCGUCGAUGAGCCACCGCGCUGUGUGACGUGCGCUAACAGGGAGGAUGUGACUCGCUGCAUGCUUGCGGCCCUGGACGACUACGCCUUGGGAAAGUUGAGUGGGCUAGAUCUCUUUGCGUACGUGGACGUUGGGGUAGAAGGAGUUUGUGGAAAAGGAGUGGACACUGCCGAUGCGUGA
This is a messenger RNA of Trypanosoma rangeli, 1017 nucleotides long. RefSeq names its product putative intersectin-1-like. The record is from RefSeq and is a predicted model, not a curated record. Gene Ontology annotation, molecular function: protein binding. The coding region runs from base 1 to 1017 and encodes 338 amino acids. The transcript has a single exon. NCBI's taxonomy places the organism in Eukaryota, Euglenozoa, Kinetoplastea, Trypanosomatida, Trypanosomatidae.